Messenger RNA from Melopsittacus undulatus (budgerigar), 657 nucleotides. It is a transcript of the gene CCDC81, whose product is annotated as coiled-coil domain containing 81. Gene Ontology annotation, cellular component: centrosome. The record is from RefSeq and is a predicted model, not a curated record. Lineage: Eukaryota; Metazoa; Chordata; Aves; Psittaciformes; Psittaculidae. The transcript has 5 exons. The coding region runs from base 13 to 657 and encodes 214 amino acids.
UUGGCCAGGAACAUGGCUCAGAUCCAUAACCUGAUGGACAACAAGGACUAUGCUCCCAGCCACAAGGAGCUGGAGCCCCUCAAGUACUCCCAGGUGGCCUCAUCCAUCCCCAGCUCGCGCCGGGAGGUUGAACGCUGUGUCCAGGGCACCUUGUCCCUGCUGUCCUAUUGCCUGGGCCAGGGGGAGGCUGUGGCCUUGGUGCUCAAGGACCUUGGGGUGCUGCUGGUCCAGGGCAGCAGGGUCAGUGUCAGGUUCUAUUCACACUUCCUGGAGCAGCUGAUGGGGAACUGGAGCCUGGAGGGAGAUGGAGACAAGGUCUCCCAUCUCCUGGAUUCGGGAAUGUCGCCUUCGGAUCCUGUGUCCUCCUUGAGCACCUCUGGUCGUGUCCUCAUCUUCCCAACGUUUGGGAUCGCGUUGGAGACCCCACGAUUCCCAAAGGAUCCGCUCAAGAGCUUGGGAUCAGCUGGUGGGGACAAGGAGAUGGGAAUGGGAAUGGGGACGUCUCCAGCCCCGGAUGAGGCCAUGGGAGUGGGAUCUCCUGGUGUUCCCAUUCCCGGUGUUCCCAUUCCCGGUGUUCCCAUUCCCGGUGUUCCCAUCCCAAUGGCUGGGGAUGGACAAGAGGAGGCCACAGGGAUGAAGAAGGCCCAGGUCAGGUGA